Messenger RNA from Staurois parvus, 330 nucleotides. Lineage: Eukaryota; Metazoa; Chordata; Amphibia; Anura; Ranidae. The record is from the annotation of a GenBank genome assembly.
UGUCCCUCGGACACAGCGGAUCACCGAUCAUGGAAAGAGCCGAAGAUGUCGGCUCGGUCAUGUGAUCAACUGUGUCCAAUCACAGCUGAUCACAUGGCACUGAUGAUCAGUGUAGCCCCAGCAGCGCCACCUGUCAGUGUCCAUCAGUGCCUUGUGUCAGUGCUCAUCAGUGCCUCGUGCCAGUGCCCAUCAGCGCCACAUAUCAGUGCCCAUCAGUGCCACAUAUCAGUGCCACAUAUCAGUGCCCAUCUGAGCUGCAUUUCAGUGCCGCCUAUCAGUGCCAGUCAGUGCCGCCUAUCAGUGCUAUAUAUCAGUGAUGCCUGUCAAUGC